GAUAUUUAGCAUGCUUUAGAUCACUGGCUUCUGGUUCCUAGGAAUAUAACUGGACGGAGUAUAUACUCUAGUAGAUGAAAACGAGAUUUUUACAUUUUUAUUCAAAUAUAUAUGCAAAUGUAAGAAAAACUCCCCCCCCCAGUGAACAAAGUAUUGCGCCGUCCAGUAUAUUUAUAGAUCAGAGGUAUAUACGAAUGCAAUUUGUACGAAAUUAUGUAUGUCUUUGUUUGCAUGUAGAGCGCAAAAUCCGAUUUAUAUGACACGACGCAAUUAGCCUGAUGCAACUCAAUUCAGUAUGUUUAAAUUAUGUUUAUAGUACAGACAUGUAAAUUUUUCCAAAAAUUAUCCGAUUUUAACUUAUGUUUGCUAUUUAGUCAACGUCAACAGCUCUCAAUCCAUUUGUUGACGAGAGAAUAUCUCGCCAUACGUCGUACUUCCUUGUUAGCUGUGCACAAGAUGGUCGAAAUGUAAAGACAAAAAUUCGUGUUGUUUUUGGCCUGCUGUCUGUCACACUCAGUCACAGACAUAGGUCACAGAUGCUGUGGCGCGGGCAAAGCAUUCUGCGCAUACGCACUACACAUACUGAUAUUUUAAAACUAAAACGUUUCCUACAAACAUUUAGGUAUCACCACCGCAUUGAAUCAUAACAGUAUGUCAAAGCAAUGGCAUAUCGUAAUUUUCACAACUUUGCGAUGACACGAGAUUGCGAUGUUUGCAAAUUGCAAAGCAAUUUUCCAAGCAGAUUUUCUAAGGCAAAUCCGCCUUACGUUAUUAUAAUACACUAAGACAAUGACGUAAUCUUACGUGCAACAUUGUUUGCUGGGUUGCCUAAUGCCUAUGGUGCAACUUCCUCUUUGAGCUUACUGUGCUCAUCAAUGCUCACUCACUACAGUCAACAAAAAAUUCGUUCGAAUUUCACGAAAUGCCGAUUUAUUACAGCCUAAUCGCUCGAGGUAAGACAGUAUUAGUCGAUCAUUCAGAAAACACAGGAAAUUUCCCACAGAUCGCUCAAACUAUACUCGCAAAAGUACCGAGAAAAGAUACAAAAUGCACUUAUAUUUCUGGAAGCUACCAUUUUCAUGUCAUGACUGAAGACAGCUUGGUGUAUAUAUGUAUGACAGAUGAAGUUGAAGACAAACUAGUUCCCUACGUGUUCUUAGAUGAGAUCAAGCUUCUUUACCAUGCUGAGAGAUUGACGCGAUCAGUGUUAUCUUCACGAAUGGAAUUGUUCAAUUCCAAAAGUAGCCAGGAUUACUUGACAACAGUUCAAAAUGAUCUAGAAGACGCCAAAAGGGUUAUGAUUGAAAAUAUUGAACAAAUCCUUGAACGAGGUACAGAUGAAAGAAUUCCCAUUUUGCGGGAUGAAGCAGAGGAACUCGACUACAAUGCCACAGCAUUCAGAGCAAGCGCGGUACAAAUUCGUCGAAAAAUGCGGUGGCAAAACACUAAAAUGUGUCUCAUACUUCUUGCGGUCGUUGUUAUCAUAUUGACAAUAAUUGUAGUGGUUGUUCUUGACCAAACUGGAAACCUCAAGUAGAUAUUCUGCAUGCAAUACAUCACUGGCUUCUGGAGUGUCUGGAUCCUAGGAAUAUAACUGAGUAUAUACAUCAUAAUACAUUAUAUAAUUAUAAUACAUUAUAUAAUUAUAUAAUUAUAAACAAUAUAAUAUAGCUACUCACUGCAUACGAGCUAUUCCGCAAUCUGAUUGGUUUUGUUACCCACCGUAUAAUUUAUGAGCUGAUAUACGGUGGGUAGCAAAACCAAAGAAAAAGCAAAAUGGCUGACCGUUUUCCUGAGGUAAAUAAAGAAGAAAUUGACAGAAUUCAACUAAAUGGUAUUCAAGAGAAUGGCUCAACAAAUGGUAUUUGGCUAUAUUAUAAAACAAUUAUACCACUCGCUCUCGUCGUAUAUGGCUGAUGGCCAGGUUAUCAGCUCACAUUCGACUCGAGCUCGUGGCCGUAUAAUUCUUAAGUAGACUGUGAUUUUAAAUAUGAAGCGUAAUUCUCAUGUUCAUUUCAAAGCCACCGAUGAAAAGUAUAUUGCUACAUUGCUGCAGUGAUGCCAUGCAACCAAGUCCGAUUUAAAAAUAAAAAUAAAUACACAUCCGGACUAUUUUAGAUCGGUGAAAUGACAUUCUCGGAACAAUUACAAUGAACCAUCGUAAUUAUCGCUACUCUGGUUUUAAACUUUAAUAAAAUAAUGAAAGUAAUCACCACACAAGGAUUACAAUGAAAUAGAAACUAUACUCGGCUUAUUUGCUGAGCUUUAACUUUUAAUUUUUAAAUUACGCUUUCCGUAUGUUAAUAAUAAUUAGCUACAUCAAGAAUAUCAGAAUAACUGGACAAAAAAUAACAUUAAAUUUACGAUUGUAUAUGCUUGUUUUUGUGAUGAACUGUCCAAUCGAAGUAAAAAAAUAUGUGGAAAGGACGAUGACAAGGUCGACGAUGAAAAAGGUUGACGUUCUUUACCCAUUAACAAUUUAGCCUAACCGAAGCUUGUCGAAAUGAAAUGCGGAAACUUUCCCAGAAAUUGUUUAGGAGAAUCUUCUCCGCUUUUCAUGCUAAUUAUUAUUGAAGCCAUCGUCUUCGGUCAUCUCAGAGGAGAAAGCUAGAGUAAACGUUCUCCAGGGCGUUUAAAAGCACAAUUUUCAACCGACUUAGUGGAAUAAAGCUACGUUUUUCACAUGUAUACCAGGUAAAUUUCCUGCCAGAACCCGAAAACAAUUUCUCGUCAGUCGUCAGGGAAAAAUUAAUUUCAUGACAAAGAUGGGGCGAUAAAAUACAAUUUGAAUGAUAUGGUUGAUCUCAGUUGUUGGUCUAUGUAUAUAUAGAACCAGUAAUAUAUGGAAAGAGUUUUUUUCAUGAAAACAGGUUUUAGGGACCGUCUCUCAAUCAGUAAAUAUGGAAAAAGGGUGGUGGAUGAGAAAGUGAUAGAUAUAGUAUUAAAGUUAUGUUGCAUUGAUUGAAAUGUACCGGGGUCGUGAAAAUUGUGUUGUUAAAAAGAGGAGUCUUGAUUUUCGUCAGCAACGUAUAGUUUUUCUUUGUCUGAGCAACCACAAGGUUUUCUCGUCCGGAGUGUUUUAAUUAGUAGUGUUAUGGUAUUUCACAUUUAUACUUUAGGAAGACCUUUAAAUAUCACAAUUAAGGUAUUUCAUAGUAAAUUUCAUUAUAGAAAAACGUUUUUUGUCCUUAAUGUGGGGUGUUCAAGAAAUGUAAGAUGAACAAUCAAGAAUCUACGAAGCACCUUUGGGUUUGUCUACCUUAUUCUCAUGACAUAUCCGCGUUUUAUUGAUCCGUUUAUGUUUGUAUCUAAAUCAAUCAGUUUGUAAAACACUACAUGGUUUACUCACGAACCUGCCUGUUUAUUGCAAUCGUGCAUGCUUAUCGAUGCGUGUUAUGAAAUUUGUACACCGCCAAAUCGCGUCAUGCCUAUAUAUUAAAUUGAACUAUUUAUGAAACAGAAAUGGCGGUCGGUAUUACAUUCACAAGCAACACGAAGUUAAUUUCUUUUGGACCGUUCAUUGAGAGGAUGAAAGCUGGUUUGUAUUACUGCUUUACAUAUAUUUUUAUUUUCAAUUGGGUACCUGUUUAUUUCAGCCUUUGGAGUCACAGGCGUGAAGACAUCUGCUUCGUGUUCACACCGGCAAACUAAAGUAGUAACAAGGAUAGACAGCAGAAUAGAAAAGAAGAGAAAUUUUUAUUCUAAAUUCCCAUUCAAAUGUAUUCUGUAACAAUGUAAUGUUGAAUUCUAGUUUUCCGUAUUCAUUAGGCAGAUCGCUGCAUAAUCAGUUCAACUUCAUGCUCAGAAAUAUACAAACGUAAAAUGUUGUAAAUUUUCUUAUCAAAAUAAGGUCUCGUAAACUGGAGGAAAUGCCGGAAAUUUUUCUAUAGACUUACGUGUCAUUUCGCAAAUUUAAAAUCGUAAAGAGUCGGACCUGAAAUAUUUAACCCCUUCCCCCACAAAAUAAUUUCAAAUAAGCGUCUCUGCGCCUAUAGGGAUAUCUUCACGGUUACUAACGCGAGGUGACACGGCUUGACGUGAUGUCUUACUAAUGAUGAAUAAAAAACAAAAACAUUCUCUCUGAUUUCCAGGUAGAUGAAUUCAGCUGAAUUAUGAGCACAAGAUUUUUGACUGUAGUGUUACCGAUAUUCUAUAUAUGCUUCGUGCGCUACUUAAGUCUUGCGCUGAACAACACGAAUGACACAUCAGUUGUGAUAGUGGAUAGAAUUGGUCUAGUUGGGGCGAUUCCUGUGAAGGACUUGAUAUACAAAACGGUCAUCGCUUGCGAGGGUCAAAAACUCUUCAUUGAAUGUCCCAGUAUCUACAAUCGGAUUCAGGUCCAUGCUACUUUCUACGGACGUGAAGACGCGAAAACCUGUAAACAUCCGGAGCUGCCCAGCGACAAAAUAUGCGCCGAUCAAAACGCAACCGUCAAAAAUGUCGUCACGGAUCUGUGCCAAGGGGAAGAGAAAUGCGAGAUUUCCGCGACUAACGAUUUCUUGGCGCACCAAGGGACCAUUAUAUGCCCGAAUGUUUAUAAAUAUUUGUACGUUAAAUAUAGGUGUGUUCCUAGGACUAGCAUACCAGAUGCUCCGAGUAUAUCACCAGAAGAUCGUGUUUCAUCAGUAACCAGUGCAGUGACCACGAAUUAUGCACCGGUGCAAUGCUGUUAUGUAGUACCAAGCAGUGUUGGCACAACGCAGACCGCUAGCAGAGUGGGGGGUACCAUAAUAAGGCACAGCCAAGGGGUGCAGUCAGUUGAAGAGAGGAUUGUUUCUGAAAUACCUCAAGGUACCAUCAGUGGUCAUACAAUACAAAUAUCAGAUACAAGACCUGCUGUAAUCCCAAAUCAACGAAUUCCAAUAACAAUACCUGUAACAAUCCCUUAUCAAAAAAUCACAGUUACGAAACCUGCGAUAAGACCAGUUCAGCAAAUCACGAUCACCAAGCCUACGGCUACUAUAAAACCAGCCCGACAAGUAUCAUUUACGAAACCUGGGAUAGGAUCAGAUCAACAAAUCCCAGUUACGAAUCCAAGAAAGGUGACAGAUGUAAUACAAAAGCCGACAACGCAGCUCCCAAAUAUUCCAAUCGCCCGUAUUCAUCUGCCAGGAAUUUCAAAACUGGAACUAAGCACACUGAUAAAGGACGGAGGGAAAGAACAUGAGAUUAAAUUGGAAUCACCACAGCUGAGGAGCAUUAUUGGGGAACAGAAGACUGGUGAUGGUAUAGGACCAUAUUUAUUCCCAAGAAACAAGGCACAAUUUGUGGCUUCGACACAAAGAGAAGUGGCGAAAACUAGCGGAAAAGGAAAACAUCCCAUAUCCGUUGUAUCACCACUGAUACGAAAAAAUAUUUGGGGACUUCAGAAAAAGAGUGACGUAAUUCGAUCGUAUUUACUCUCAAAACAAAAAAAUUUUCUUAGAACAAAACGUAAAAUUAUAAAAAAUAAUAUAGGAAGAAUAGAAGUGACUAAAUAAAUUCAAGCAGAUAAGUUUCGCCAGAUGCCUGAAACAUGCCACACAAAGUAAGGAAUAACCGGUAGAAUCACUCAAUUAAAAACCAUUUGAAGUUUGUUUUUAGAUAGGAUCUAUCGUUUUCCUCUUCCAUAUCGGCAAUACGUAUGUUGUUUCUAAUUAUUUCGAUCGAUUGUAUUCUACAUAAAUGAAUACAACUGGAACGCUAUUUUCGAUAAUUUUUAUGGGGUUAUUAGUUAGAACAUUAAAGAGAAGUAAAAUGUAGCAUCUCAUCAACUUAUUUAUAUUCAUUUGAAUAUUAG
Molecule: messenger RNA, 5779 nt
Organism: Dendronephthya gigantea
Lineage: Eukaryota; Metazoa; Cnidaria; Anthozoa; Malacalcyonacea; Nephtheidae
Product: vesicle-associated membrane protein 7-like
Exons: 10
Coding region: 4113-5480 (455 amino acids)
Biological process (GO): exocytosis; vesicle fusion
Cellular component (GO): SNARE complex; membrane
Molecular function (GO): SNAP receptor activity; SNARE binding; carbohydrate binding
Source: RefSeq, a predicted model, not a curated record